GAUCAGAGGCUGCUGAAAUGUGGUCAAAAUUAUCCAGAAUACGCGCUUCUUCUCCUUACCUUCCUCCCUCUUGCCUCGCAGCGCCCUCAAUUUUGGUGUAUAUAUACGAAUUCAAACUCGUGUUAAUAAAAGCUGAUAUAAUUAUACAGUGUUUGUUACAGUUAUAGUAUUCAAAUAAAUACGUAGAAAAUUGUCAUUAUACAUGGCUGACCAGUACCAAGAUUUUCCGGCGGUUGCAACCCACGGAGGGCAAUUUAUACAGUAUAAUAUUUUUGGAAACUUAUUUGAGAUCACCACCAAGUAUCGGCAUCCGAUCAUGCCUAUUGGCCGUGGAGCUUACGGAAUCGUUUGCUCGGUUUUGAACUCGGAGACUAAUGAGAUGGUAGCAAUUAAGAAAAUUGCGAAUGCUUUCGAUAAUUACAUGGACGCAAAGCGGACCCUUCGUGAAAUCAAACUUCUUCGCCACCUGGAUCACGAUAAUGUUAGUCUUUCUCUCCACCGGUUACUUGACUAAUUUAUAGCUGUUUGUUUUUUACGGCAUGAAUUUAGGGCCUCAGAGACCCAGAAUUGAAGUUUUUAGUUUGUUUUUCUACAAAUUUUGAUGCAAUAGGCCGAAUUACACGCUGCAAAAUGCCUCUUUGAAAUUUUAAUUUCGUUUUGAUUCAGCGUUAUUCUAAUGUUGCAAUAAUCAGUCAAUCCGUACGGAAGCCUCAAAAUUUGCAGCUGAUUUCUUCCUUACGGAAUAGUAUGUAAUUAUAUAUUAGAUGCAUUUUCACUCAGUUAUAUAGACACUUUACUGGAUAAACAUGGUGAUCAGUUGUUGAUAUAUCCAUUACUCUUAUGCAGUUAUGCAUAGGCUCUGCAUGUAAUUUUUUCUCUUAUAUCUGGGAUUACCGUUGAAUAUUGAGAAUCUUUAAGACAUCCAGUAUAAAAUUGGAGUACUAGAAAUGCUUUCGAACAAAAAGAAUAUCACUUGGAAUUCUGAAAAGCAAAAUAAUACCUAGUGCUAAGAAAGUUCUUCCAUGAUAGAAAAUAAUAUUCCUUUUUCAAAGUUGAAAUUAUCAGCAAAAUGAAAAAGUAAGAAUUUCAUGUCUCUG
This is a messenger RNA of Olea europaea var. sylvestris, 1097 nucleotides long. Its product is annotated as mitogen-activated protein kinase 3-like. Bases 203 to 514 code for a protein of 103 amino acids. Lineage: Eukaryota; Viridiplantae; Streptophyta; Magnoliopsida; Lamiales; Oleaceae. The record is from RefSeq and is a predicted model, not a curated record. Gene Ontology annotation, molecular function: ATP binding; protein serine/threonine kinase activity. Gene Ontology annotation, biological process: protein phosphorylation; intracellular signal transduction. The transcript is spliced from 2 exons. Gene Ontology annotation, cellular component: nucleus; cytoplasm.